This is a messenger RNA of Funneliformis caledonium, 207 nucleotides long. NCBI's taxonomy places the organism in Eukaryota, Fungi, Glomeromycota, Glomeromycetes, Glomerales, Glomeraceae. The record is from the annotation of a GenBank genome assembly.
AUGAGAAAAGAAGAAAAUGAUGAAUAUUUGUGUCGGUUACUCAAAAAAAGUAGAAUUUAUUCUGAAUUUAAAGCUCUAAAUGCUGAUGACCGUUUACCUUUUUGCGAUCCUGCCACUUUUGAUAUAAGUCUUCCAGAGUAUGCCGGUUUUUCAACACAACUAAACAACUUUAAGGAAGAACUUCAUAGAUUCCUCGAUAGAAAAUGA